Drosophila kikkawai is the source of this 5178-nucleotide messenger RNA. RefSeq names its product copper-transporting ATPase 1 (gene ATP7). The record is from RefSeq and is a predicted model, not a curated record. Lineage: Eukaryota; Metazoa; Arthropoda; Insecta; Diptera; Drosophilidae. Gene Ontology annotation, biological process: copper ion export; copper ion import; intracellular copper ion homeostasis. Gene Ontology annotation, cellular component: plasma membrane; trans-Golgi network. Gene Ontology annotation, molecular function: P-type divalent copper transporter activity; copper ion binding; ATP hydrolysis activity.
GUUGCGUGCCGUGGGAACAAUGACGACGAGCAGUGCAGCAGCUGUUGCCUGCUAAUUGGAAAAUUAAACAAAUCCCGCACACACCACAACGGACGGGCAGAAACAGGCCGCGUCGCGAUUUUGUGAGUUUCGUGUGAAGUUGGGCUAAUUGAAAAGCGUCGCAGGAGCCCUCCGCCUCGGCACAACACACGCAACACCCGAGCGAGUCGAACUGAACCCAGCCAAGAGGCAACAAAAGUAGUUUUUUUCGUAACACCAAAGUUUAUACUUUCGUUUUCGUAAUAAAAUAUAUCGCAGUGCGGCAGAGAAAUAGCGCGAGAGCGAGACCGAGUGGGGGACAAGGAACUCAAUUUGUAAUUCUCCAAAAUUCUAAAAUCAAUUCCAGCUACAUUUGAUUCGCUCGUAGUUUGUUUUCGGCCCAAAAGCGAUACGCGCACCCGCAUGCAGCUGCUGUUGCAGGAUGGCGACGGCGAGUGAACUGGGAGCGAAUAUGGCCACGACGGUGCGCCUGCCCAUUGUGGGCAUGACCUGUCAGUCCUGCGUGCGCAACAUCCAGGAGCAUAUUGGCCAGAAGCCUGGCGUGCUUGGAACCCGUGUCCUGCUGGAGGAGCAGGCCGGCUACUUUGACUACGAUCCACAACAGACUGAUCCCGCCCGGAUAGCCAGCGAUAUCGACGACAUGGGCUUCGAGUGCAGCUAUUCCGGGGAGCAAAUAGACCAGGAUAAGGCGACUGACGGUGGUGCUGGCUUGUGGACCAACAUCCGGGUGGUGGGCAUGACCUGCCAGUCGUGUGUGCGUAAUAUUGAGGGCAAUAUUGGCACCAAGCCCGGCAUUCUCGCCAUCGAGGUGCAACUGGCCGCCAAGAAUGCCCGCGUCCAAUACGAUCCCGCCCAGUUAACACCUGAACAGAUAGCCGAGCUCAUUGAUGACAUGGGCUUCGAGGCGUCGGUGCAAGCAACAACAACAACAACCUCAACAGCGACACAAUCCACCACCCCAAGUCCUAGGUCGCCGCCUAGUAGAAGAUCACCACGAAAGAGUCCAGAUCCCGUCCAGCAGAAUGGCAAUGCCGUUGCCAUACCCGUGGAACAGGAGCUGUUGACCAAGUGUUUCCUGCACAUUCGUGGCAUGACCUGCGCCAGCUGUGUGGCCGCCAUCGAGAAGCAUUGCAAGAAGAUCUAUGGCCUGGACAGCAUACUGGUGGCUCUGCUGGCCGCCAAGGCGGAGGUCAAGUACAAUGCCAAUGUCCUGACGGCGGAGAACAUAGCCAAGUCCAUUACCGAGCUGGGUUUUCCCACAGAGCUCAUCGACGAGCCGGACAACGGCGAGGCGGAGGUGGAACUGGAGAUCAUGGGCAUGACCUGCGCCUCCUGCGUCAACAAAAUAGAGAGUCAUGUGCUGAAGAUCAAGGGCGUGACCUCCGCCUCCGUAACACUGCUGACAAAAAGGGGAAAAUUCCGUUACAGCACAGAGGACACGGGUCCCCGCAGCAUAUGCGAGGCCAUCGAGCGACUGGGCUUUGAGGCCAAACUGAUGACCGGCCGGGACAAGAUGGCCCACAACUAUCUGGAGCACAAGGAGGAGAUCCGUAAGUGGCGGAAUGCCUUCCUCGUCUCCCUGAUAUUUGGCGGACCCUGUAUGGUGGCCAUGAUCUACUUUAUGCUGGAAAUGAGCGACAAGGGUCAUGCGAACAUGUGCUGCAUCGUGCCGGGCCUGUCGAUGGAAAAUCUGGUGAUGUUCCUGCUCUCCACACCGGUGCAAUUCUUCGGUGGCUUCCACUUUUACGUGCAAUCGUAUCGGGCCAUUAAGCAUGGCACCACCAACAUGGACGUCCUUAUAUCCAUGGUCACCACCAUCUCGUACGUGUACUCCGUGGCUGUGGUAAUAGCGGCAAUCCUGCUGGAACAGAAUAGCUCCCCCUUGACCUUCUUCGAUACACCGCCCAUGCUGCUGAUCUUCAUCUCCCUGGGCCGCUGGCUGGAGCAUAUUGCCAAGGGCAAGACCUCUGAGGCCCUAUCCAAGCUGCUCUCCCUCAAGGCGGCCGAUGCCCUGCUGGUGGAAAUCUCACCGGACUUUGACAUCAUCAGCGAGAAGGUUAUAUCCGUGGAUUAUGUACAGCGUGGCGAUAUCCUGAAGGUUAUACCCGGUGCCAAGGUGCCCGUGGAUGGCAAGGUUCUGUAUGGCCACUCCACUUGCGAUGAAUCCCUGAUAACGGGCGAAUCCAUGCCGGUGGCAAAGCGCAAGGGAUCCGUGGUCAUUGGCGGUUCGAUCAAUCAGAAUGGUGUUCUCCUUGUGGAGGCCACCCACACGGGUGAGAACACAACGCUGGCCCAGAUUGUCCGCCUGGUGGAGGAGGCACAGACCAGCAAGGCACCGAUCCAGCAACUGGCCGAUCGCAUUGCCGGCUACUUUGUGCCCUUCGUGGUUGUUGUCUCGAGCAUAACGCUGAUCGGUUGGAUUAUUAUUGGUUUUGCAAAUCCCAAUCUUGUGCCCGUGGCCAUGGAGCACAAGAUGCAUAUGGAUCAGAAUACGAUUAUCGUUAGCUAUGCCUUCAAGUGUGCUUUGAGUGUUUUGGCCAUUGCCUGUCCCUGUGCCCUUGGCCUGGCUACGCCCACGGCAGUUAUGGUGGCCACCGGAACGGGUGCUAUCAAUGGAGUGCUGGUAAAGGGUGCCACGGCGCUGGAGAAUGCCCAUAAGGUCAAGACAGUGGUCUUUGACAAGACUGGCACCAUAACGCAUGGCACUCCCAUGACCAGCAAGGUCACUCUCUUCGUGCCCGCCCAGGUGUGCAGCCUGGCCCGUGCCUUAACCAUCGUGGGAGCUGCUGAGCAAAACAGCGAGCAUCCCAUUGCCUCCGCCAUCGUCCAUUUCGCCAAGGAGAUGCUUAAUGUCGGGACCAGCUUUGGCAAGAGCAGCAAUUUCCAGGCAGUGCCCGGCUGUGGCAUACGCGUCACCGUCUCCAACUACGAACAGACUCUGCGACAGGCCUGCAACGCCGAGAGAAUCAUCAACUACGAGAACCUGCAUCGCAAUCAGCCUCAUCGACCGGUGCCCGUGGACAAUGGAGCCAGCAUUGACUACCUGCUGCCACAGAGCAGCAGCAGCGGCAGCAAAUCCAGGGAGCUGCUGACCCACCAGCAACUGCUCUCCGACUUGGAAAUGGAGGAGCAGGAGCUUCUCACCGAAGAUAACCACAAGCAGAAGAUCAUUGAUGGUCCCGAGAUCAAGGUGCUGAUUGGCAAUCGGGAGUGGAUGCAGCGCAAUGCCAUUGAUGUGCCGCUGGCAAUUAGUGACUGCAUGGAGCAUGAGGAGCGUAAGGGACACACCGCGGUGCUGUGUGCCCUCAAUGGGCAGCUGGUUUGCAUGUUUGCCGUCUCCGAUAUGGUUAAGCCGGAGGCUCAUCUUGCCGUCUACACGCUCAAGCGCAUGGGCAUCGAUGUGGUUUUGCUUACAGGCGACAAUAAAAACACGGCAGCCAGCAUUGCACGAGAGGUGGGCAUACGAACCGUUUACGCUGAGGUGUUGCCAUCGCACAAAGUGGCCAAGAUCCAGAGGAUUCAACAGAAUGGCAUACGGGUGGCCAUGGUCGGCGAUGGUGUCAAUGAUAGUCCAGCGCUGGCGCAGGCGGAUGUGGGCAUUACCAUUGCCGCCGGCACAGAUGUGGCCGCCGAGGCCUCGGACAUUGUCCUCAUGCGUAACGAUCUGCUGGAUGUGGUGGCCUGCCUGGAUCUCUCCCGUUGCACGGUGCGUCGCAUCCGUUACAACUUCUUCUUUGCCAGCAUGUACAAUCUGCUGGGCAUUCCAUUGGCCAGCGGUCUCUUUGCCCCCUAUGGGUUUACUUUGCUGCCCUGGAUGGCAUCCGUGGCCAUGGCCGCCAGUUCGGUGAGCGUGGUCUGCUCCUCACUGCUGCUGAAGAUGUACCGCAAGCCCACCGCCAAGACGCUGAGAACGGCGGAGUAUGAGGCCCAGUUGGCGGCAGAGAGGGCCGGCGGUUCGGAGUAUGAACUGGACAAUCUAUCGCUGCAUCGGGGAUUGGACGAUCUGCCCGAGAAGACGGUGGCCAGGACGGCCUUCAAGCGAUCCAGCCAAUCGCUUAUCUCGCGGAUUUUCAUGCACGGCAAUGGAAGCAGCGGCGGCGGUGGCGGUGGGUUGUCCUUGGCGGAUGGCAAGCACCAUGAGGAGGGUCUGCUGGAUCCGGAGGAGCAGUACGAGGAUCGACCCAAGAUUAUCAAGAGCCGAUAUCAUACCAGUGACCGGGACCUCACCGAGCUGCAAAAGCUGUAAAGGGGGGAGGAGGGCCUCCAGGACGACCUCAAAAUCGACAUAAAAUUUGCAGUAAAAUUGUGAAAAUUAUAAAGCGGGCAUUAAAAUGAAACUAGAAACUAUGCAGAGAGAGAAAGAUAGAGAGAGAGAGAGAGAGAGAGAGAGAGAGAGAGAGUGGGAAUUAUAAGAACCUUGUACAUAUAUGCAGGCUAUUCCUUACCUAAGUCUAGUUUGGGAGAAAUUUGUGGGGUAUUUUUGGGCAUCUCUUCAGUACGUAUAUAUUGCUCAAAGACCAGAAAUUAAUUUAUAUUUUAGCCCAAAAAUAUCCUUUGCUUUCUCUCUGGUAUUUAAUUUUUGGGUGGAUUAUCGGACCUAGGUCAAUAUGGAUAUUGUUUAGGGGAUUCCCAAAAAAAAAAACAAAAACAAAAGCAAAUAUUGUUAUUUCUAUCCUUACUUCAAAGAUAUAUAAGUUACUGUUUUUCUUUGUCAUAAUUAUUAUUAUUCAUUAUUAUUAUUAUUAUUUUUUUUUUUUGUUAUCGUAAGCUAAAUACUAUUAUUAAGUUUAACUGAACAAAGGCACAAGGCGACAUCAACCAGAAGCAUCAUUAUUGACCUAUUGUUACUUAUUGUUAAUAAUAAAAACAAAAAUAAAAAAAAGACGAAGAAAAUCGAACAAUCCCCGAGAGAGGGAUAUAAUAUCCUUGACCCCAUAUUGGCCUUAAAAACAAAACACUUGUAAGACAAUUUGGGCACAAGUAUAAAAUAUAUAUAUAAAAAUAAAAAAAAAAAAAAUAUAAAAAACAAAACGAGCCACAUUCUUUAUAUGUAACUUUAAUUUUUAUAUACAACAAAAGAAAGAGAUAAAAGCAUUGUUAUUGUAAAUACAAAUAAAACGACAGAGAGAUAUACAGAGA